Molecule: messenger RNA, 2508 nt
Organism: Penicillium cinerascens
Lineage: Eukaryota; Fungi; Ascomycota; Eurotiomycetes; Eurotiales; Aspergillaceae
Gene: aguA
Product: alpha-glucuronidase
Exons: 1
Coding region: 1-2508 (835 amino acids)
Biological process (GO): xylan catabolic process
Cellular component (GO): extracellular region
Molecular function (GO): alpha-glucuronidase activity
Source: RefSeq, a predicted model, not a curated record
AUGCGAGCUUUCUUUCUCCUCGCGUCUUUAGGCUUUGUUGCCGCAGAGAAUGGCUUGGACGGUUGGCUGCGAUAUGCACCAUUACCGUGUACUACCCAAUGCCAUUCGAAGGUCCCUGCCAACAUUGUCGUCCUCAAUGCAACCGAAACAAGCCCCAUAUACGUUGCGGGGACAGAGCUGCAAACAGGAUUGAAAAGCAUCUGUGGUUCUCACGCCGAACUUAUUCACGGCCAAUGCAAGGCGUCCUCGUCCGUCGUCGUCGGUACCAUCGAGCAGUAUCGCAAAACGUGCGGAAAUUUGAGUGAAAUCCCUGAACUCGAAGAGGAUGGGUUCUGGCUUAGCACCAAGGGUAAUGAUGUCCAAAUCCUCGGAUCCAAUGAUAGAGGCGCUCUCUAUGGUGCCUUUGAAUACCUGUCGAUGCUGGCACAAGGAAACUUCUCCGAAGUUGCAUAUGCCACGAGCCCAUCCGCCCCGAUUCGAUGGGUCAAUCAGUGGGAUAACCUGGACGGAAGCAUCGAACGAGGCUAUGGUGGUCCAUCGAUCUUCUUCAAGAAUGGAACCGUCGUCGAAGAUCUGACCCGCGUCAAGCAGUAUGGGCGUCUUCUGGCUUCCAUUCGAAUCAACGCAGUGGUUGUCAACAAUGUAAAUGCAAAUGCCAGUCUUCUGUCGUCUGAAAAUCUCAAGGGCCUUGGUCGAAUCGCCGAUGCCUUCCGACCAUACGGGGUGAAGGUAGGGAUCUCACUCAACUUUGCAUCCCCUGAAACUUUCGGUGGCCUUGACACCUACGAUCCUCUGAAUUCUUCCGUUAUCAAGUGGUGGUCAAACAUUACGGAUCAGCUCUAUCAGAAUGUUCCUGAUAUGGCUGGCUAUCUUGUCAAGGGAGACUCCGAAGGUCAGCCGGGUCCUGAGAUUUAUAAUCGCACCCUGGCUCAAGGCGCAAAUCUUUUCGCCAAGGCAUUGCAGCCGUACGGAGGCAUCGUUAUGUUCCGUGCCUUUGUUUACAACCAGCUCAACGAGUCAGACUGGAAAGCGGAUCGCGCCAAGGCGGCAGUCGAUUUCUUCAAGCCCCUGGACGGAGAGUUUGAAGAAAACGUGGUCAUCCAGAUUAAAUAUGGUCCCAUUGACUUCCAGGUUCGCGAGCCAACCUCGCCUCUGUUUGCAAACUUGCUCAAUACAAACACUGCUAUCGAGCUGGAAGUGACACAGGAGUACCUUGGACAACAAUCUCACCUUGUGUAUCUUCCCCCUCUUUGGAAGACCGUCUUGGAUUUUGAUCUUCGGGUCGACCACAAGCCUUCCUUGGUUCGUGAUAUUGUGACGGGCAAACGCUUCAACCGGAAGCUAGGUGGAUCUGCCGCUGUCGUGAAUGUCGGCACCAAUACCACUUGGCUGGGCAGCUACCUGUCCAUGUCCAAUCUCUAUGCAUACGGCCGUCUGGCAUGGAACCCAGCCGACGACCCUGAAGCCAUGGUACAAGACUGGAUCCAACUGACAUUCGGUCUUGAUCCCACCGUACUCAAGACUUUGACGCGAAUGUCCAUGGAAUCUUGGCCCGCUUACUUAAACUAUAGCGGCAACUUGGGCAUUCAGACACUGACCGAUAUCUUGUACACUCACUACGGCCCCAACCCUGCCACUCAGGACAAUAACGGAUGGGGUCAGUGGACCCGUGCAGACCAUACGACAGUCGGGAUGGAUCGUACGAUCUCCAACGGAACUGGAUACUCCGGCCAAUACCCGGAGGAGAUUGCAGCCAUGUACGAAAACAUUGAUACCACACCGGAUAACCUCUGCCUCUGGUUCCAUCACGUCAACUGGACUCACCAUCUCCACUCCGGAAAGACUGUCAUUCAGCAUUUCUACGACGCGCACUACAGCGGUGCCGACACGGCACAAAGCUUCUUCACACAGUGGGAAUCCCUAAAAGGCAAGGUUGACGAAGAACGAUACAACCACGUGCGCCAUCGUCUCGACUACCAGACCGGUCACUCGAUCGUCUGGCGUGAUGCAAUCUCCAACUUUUACUAUAAUAUGACCAGCAUUCCCGACGACUCUAAACGCGUCAGCCACUACCCAUGGCGUAUUGAGGCCGAGGAUAUGGCACUAGACGGAUACAAGACCUACACGGUCAGUCCUUUCGAGGCAGCCUCCCGCUCCGUGGCCAUUGUUACUGUUAGUAAUAACACCGUGGGUACGGCUACGACCAAGGUCGACUUUCCCUCGGGAACCUAUGACCUUGCUGUCAAUUACUUUGAUCUCUACGGGGGUCAGUCCCAUUGGCAGAUCUACUUGAAUGAUCGCCAGAUUGGCGAAUGGAUUGGAAAUAGCGAGGAUGUUCUCAGCCACACGCCUUCUAUUUAUUUGGACGGUCACUCUGCCAUACGCAUCAAGUUCCGUGGAGUCACGGUCAAGAAGGGCGAUAUGUUGAAAAUUGUUGGUAAGCCUGACGGGGUUGAACCGGCUCCGGUGGACUAUGUUUCUUUCCUUCCGCAUGGGGUCGUGGAUUAG